Molecule: messenger RNA, 921 nt
Organism: Solanum tuberosum (potato)
Lineage: Eukaryota; Viridiplantae; Streptophyta; Magnoliopsida; Solanales; Solanaceae
Product: DNA-3-methyladenine glycosylase 1
Exons: 5
Coding region: 48-902 (284 amino acids)
Biological process (GO): base-excision repair
Molecular function (GO): DNA-3-methyladenine glycosylase activity
Source: RefSeq, a predicted model, not a curated record
AAAUUUAAUUGAAAGACUAGCUUAUUUCCUUUUUUUCUUCUUGAAAGAUGUCUAAGCCAAAUGCAAGAAGAUAUGCAUUAGAGAAAUACAAUAGAGAGAAAGAGCCAAUAAUUAGCAAUAAUUAUGGGAAUAACUUGUUUUAUUUAUCCAAACAUUUGAAGAAAGUUUACCCAAUAGAGCUUCACAAAACUUGUUCACACACAUUUAUAAAUGAUUUUUCUUCUCCAUUGGAUCAUAAAAAAAGAGAAAUUCUACACAACAAUAUUGUUGUUCCACAAGUUAUUCCAUGUCCUAAUGAGAAAGAGCUUAUGAGGUGUAGCUGGAUAACUAAUAGCACAGAUAAGGUUUAUGUGCAAUUCCAUGAUGAAUGCUGGGGUGUUCCAGUUUAUGAUGACCAUCAAUUGUUUGAGCUACUUUCUUUGGCUGGCUUGUUGAUGGAUUUCAACUGGACUGAAAUUUUAAAGAUAAGGGAACAAAUAAGAGAAGCCUUUGUUGGAUUCAAUGCAAAGCAAGUGGCUGAAAUGGGAGAGAAGGAGAUUAAUGAAUUGGUCUCCAAUGUGUCCCUCAUGUUGGCUGAAAAUAGAGUUAGAUCAAUAGUUGGCAAUGCCAAAUGCAUAGUCAAGAUUAGGGAGGAAUUUGGAUCUUUGAGUUGCUACAUGUGGAACCAUAUGAAUUAUAAACCAAUAAUUAACAGAUUUAGAAAUGCAAGAAAUGUACCAUUAAGAAGUCCAAAAGCAGAAGCAAUUAGCAAAGAUUUAGUGAAGAGAGGAUUAAGGCAUGUUGGUCCAGUUGUUAUAAACUCAUUCAUGCAAGCUGCUGGAAUGACUAUUGAUCAUUUGAUUUAUUGUUUUAGACAUAAAGAAUGUCUUAAUCUUGCUGAAAGACCUUGGAGGCAUGUUUAAAACAUAUAAUUAAAUUGUA